Plasmodium gonderi is the source of this 1242-nucleotide messenger RNA. RefSeq lists its product as hypothetical. The record is from RefSeq and is a predicted model, not a curated record. The transcript has 2 exons. NCBI's taxonomy places the organism in Eukaryota, Apicomplexa, Aconoidasida, Haemosporida, Plasmodiidae. The coding region runs from base 1 to 1242 and encodes 413 amino acids.
AUGCGGUUGAUACCAUUAGUCCUUACUUUGUUAGGUGACGCAAUUUUAUGGGAUUACAAAAAAAUAAAUUGUUUCAAUUUAAUUUCAAAAAAGUCAAGCAACUGUUUUCGAAGGCUUAAUAUUUCCUCUAAUUCUGCAUACAGAAACAAAAUUACACGCCAAAAUUGUGAAAAUGAAAAGGUGAAAUCUGAACAUAACAAAUUGCACGUUUCCCAUUACAAUGAUAUAAUCCCAAGGAAAAAAUAUGAAACGGAUGUGAAAUUAGAGGAUCAGGUAAAAAACAUUUCUAAGGACAUACAGGGCGUUUGGAAGUUUUACUUCCCUUUGUUUAUAAUGGAUACAGAAUUUGAAGCGGCGAAAGGUGAGUCUGGUGAGAUUGAAAAGCUGGGUAGAGCGGCACCCUUGGACAGCCCCAACGAUUUGGAUGAUUUGGAUGAAGCGGACACUUCGGAUGAUUUCAGAACGGGUAGCCUUGAGAGCAACCAAAGGGACAGCCCGAAUGUGAAGUCUACUAGUGAAGAAGAAUCAGAUGACACAAAUCUAAACCUACUUAGAGGGGAAAGAAUGUAUCCUCUAUCCAUGUUUGUAUAUAACUGUGAAAAGAUCGUUUCUGGAUCCACUUCAACCUACGCUUACUGGUCUAAUAAAUUUCUGAGAAAUAACAUUUUCGAAUGUACAGUUAAAUUUAUUAACAAAAUGAAUAGUAAAUAUAUGAUUAUCUUACAAGGGUAUUUAUUCAUCUCGAAAAUAAAUGCUUUAAAUGACAAGAAUAUUCGGCUAAUGCCCUGUCAAAUAUAUGGAAAUUUAUUUUUAGCGAAUAAUGAUAAUGCAGCGGAUGUUUCAUUAAUCCCAAGAAAUAUGAAAGUAUACGAUAAAAAUGGAAAAGAAGUUAAAGACAUUUUAACAAUUUUGGAAAAAAAAAUACCAGGGUUUAGGACGGAUAAAAAAAAAAUUGAUUCAUUUUUAGCACUAAAAAAGUGGAAAUUCUUAGGUGUUUCAACAGCUUAUAAAAUUGUAGGAGAAGGAAAAAAUAUGUUUAACAUAAACCACUUUUUAACAGGAAAAGAUGAAAGCCUUUUUUAUAAUAUAAUGGACUUUGACACGGUUAAUACAAAUUACAAUAAAAACGGGUUUGUACAUAUGACGGAAAUUUUUAAUUCUUAUUUUGAAAAGCCUCCCACAGAUGUUCUCUCCUUAAUUAUGAAAAAUCUGGAGGAAAAGUCCAUUAACGGUCCUUUUUAA